UUCCAAAGUGCGCUGAAGCCAUAAUGAAUAACUGAGGUUUUUAGAUUGACCCUUAAGCGCGAGCAGAUCUCCCUUUCGCAAGUGGAAACGAGCCCAAAUUUUUAAGGAAGUGCAUUAAUUUCCCGGUGGAGUAUUUGGUUAGCAGUUUCGAAAUUUUGAAGUCUCCUUUUUCCGACCACGCACGUACCUCACAACUUUAAAUAACGAAAGGCACCAAGUCUGGAAACAUCUCUACAGCUUCAAAGAAACGCGUAUUGUCACCAUGAGCCCUAAUAUGUGGAUUACACUGUCGCUUGCAGUUCUCUUAUGCGUAGCAGGUAAGAGUCACACCUCCAACUUUUUAUAUUUUUAUGCGUGGUAUUUUAUUAAACAUUGAGAUUCAACUCAUAACUAAAUUACGCAACAUACUUAGAAUUCUACAAGGAUUUAGAUGAUUUAAUUUUUUUUUUCCUUGUACAUGAACAUUUUUAGUAACCAACGCCCAGUACGUUGAAUGGCCCCCUCGACCAGGAGACGAGGCCAUGACAACUAAUGAACGGAGUAGUGAUUCAACAGAGUACGUUUUGUUGACCAGGUUGAAACCAGCGGAAAGAAGUAUUCCAGAAAAAAAGCUCUUGAAACGAGGCAGCCGCCAAAGUUUCGAUGAAGACUGACCCAGAUUUGUGCAAGAAUAACGA
Pocillopora meandrina is the source of this 677-nucleotide messenger RNA. Lineage: Eukaryota; Metazoa; Cnidaria; Anthozoa; Scleractinia; Pocilloporidae. The record is from the annotation of a GenBank genome assembly.